This is a messenger RNA of Amphibalanus amphitrite, 1150 nucleotides long. RefSeq names its product G patch domain-containing protein 11-like. The transcript has 5 exons. Gene Ontology annotation, cellular component: kinetochore. The record is from RefSeq and is a predicted model, not a curated record. The coding region runs from base 115 to 906 and encodes 263 amino acids. Gene Ontology annotation, molecular function: nucleic acid binding. NCBI's taxonomy places the organism in Eukaryota, Metazoa, Arthropoda, Thecostraca, Balanomorpha, Balanidae.
CAAAGCUGCGCGUUAUGAUUCAUCUAUCCAUUUCGAUCCCGCGGGAAAAUAUAUAUUUUCAUUUAUCAAAUUUUUCAGAUAUAUUCUAAGAGUCGAUAAUCAUAAGCAUCUACAAUGAGUGAUGAGGAGCCAGACUACAUGUCAGAAGACUUCCUGAAGUCAUGUGUCGGCGGCCAGGACGUGCGGCCGGGCCUGCAGUUCCGCCGGGAGGCCGAGCGGCAGCACCGGCUGGAGCGGCGCCGCCAGCUGGCCGACCAGCAGCGGCGCGAGCGCAACCGGCCCACCCACGUCCUAGAGGCGGAGCAGCGCGAGCGCGCCCUGGAUAAGCCAAUCGACUCUAGCAACAAAGGCUUUGCAAUGCUGCAAAUGAUGGGCUACAAACCUGGAAUGGCAAUCGGCAAACAAGGUGACGGUCGGACCGAGCCGAUCCGGCCGGAGCUGAAUCAGGGCCGCGCGGGGCUCGGACGGCAGGCGGCGCUGCGCGCGCUGGAGGAGCGCAAACGGGAGCUGCGCGCCCGAGCCGCCGAGCGCCGCCAGCAGGCCACCUGCGCCGUGGAGUUCCGGCGGAGGAUGCGCGACAAGAUGAGCGACCGGCACCUCACGGCCGACCUCAUGAAAAGUCAGCGGGUCUGUCAGGAACUGGACUCGAAAAUGGACAUUGCGGCUCCGGCCGAGCCGUGGUUCUGGCCGCCGCCGCCGCCCUCCGAGGCUGACGGUGACGCAGAGGCUGACGCCGAGCAGCAACCGGAGGAGGACGCCGUCCCCUUCUCACCAGCCGAUCAGCUGGAGCUCCUCACCGACUACCUCCGCCGAACGCACUUCUACUGCAUCUGGUGCGGCUGUGCCUACGACGACGAACGCGACCUCAGGGAGAACUGUCCCGGCAACACCAGGGAUGAUCACUGAAUCAGUGUGCUACUAGCAAAUGAAUCACGCCUAUUUUUUUUUCUGACAUUUGGAUGCGUCGAUACAGUUAGGAAGAUGUCACGCUCGUAUAUGUACUCGAAUGUGAAGUGCGCAUACACACGCGCCGGGACGCGCGCUUACGCAUUUGUAUAUAUCAUACGUGCGUUCCCAUGCAAACGUGCUCUAGUGUCGCCACUUAUCGAUGUCCAUGACUUUGUGCAAAUACAUCUCGAUAUUUGUGUGU